Molecule: messenger RNA, 875 nt
Organism: Paramuricea clavata
Lineage: Eukaryota; Metazoa; Cnidaria; Anthozoa; Malacalcyonacea; Plexauridae
Source: the annotation of a GenBank genome assembly
AUGCAUGUUCAUCACACUGAGGAGAAGGUUCUUCACUCUGAAGACAAGGUUCCUCACUCUCUGGACAAGGUUCCUCACUCUGAAGACAAGGUUCCUCACACUGAGGACAAGGUUCCUCACACUGAGGACAAGGUUCCUCACUCUGAGAACAAGGUUCGUCACCCGGAGGACAAGGUUCCUCACUCUGAGGACAAGGGUCAUAACACUGAAGACAAGGUUCCUCACCCUGAGAACAAGGUUCCUCACUCUGAGGAGAAGGUUGCCCACUCUGAGUACAAGGGUCUUCACGCCGAGGACAAGGUUCCUUACACUGAGGACAAGGUUCCUCACUCUGAGAACAAGGUUCUUCACUCUGAGGACAAGGUUCCUCACACUGAGGACAAGGUUCCUCACUCUGAAGACAACGUUCCGCACUCUGAUGGCAGGUUCCCCAGACUGCGGACAAGGUUCCUCGCUCUGAGGACAAGGUUCCUCACUCGGAGGACAAGGUUCCUCACUCUGAAGUCAGGUGCCUCACUCUGAAGACAAUGUUCCUCACUGUGAGAACAAGGAUCCUCACUCUGAGGUAAAGGUUCCUCACACUGAGGACAAGGCUCCUCAUACUAAGGACAAGGUUCCUCACUCUGAGGACAAGGUUCCUCACUCUGAGGACAAGGUUCCUCACUCUGAGGACAAGGGUCGUCACUCUGAAGACAAGGUUUUCAUUAUAAGUCAAGGUUUCUCACUCUGAGCACAAGGUUCCUCACUCUGAGGACAAGGUUCCUCAAUGUGAGGACAAGGUUCCUCACACUGAGGACAAGAUUCCUCACUCUGAAGUCAGGUUCCUCACUCUAAGGACAAGAUUCCUCAAUCUGACGAAAGGUUUCUCACUCUGA